CGCCCCCCCGCCCCGGUCGCUCGUUGUGCAGCCGAGGAAACAUCGGCAGCUUCCGACGACGUCGCUGUGAAAUGGCAGAAAGUGCUUGUGUCACGGAAGCGCAGAGAUUAGGUCGCGCAUGAGCCACACAUGUAUUCCGUGGGUGCUCCCGGCCUGUUAGCGUGAGGGGAACGGGGGACUAACAUCCGGAGGAAGUAAAGGGGAUUUAAGUGCUGUGCUCUUUUUUUUUUCUCUCCGGACAUACAAACAAAACAGAAAAAAACGAGAAAAAAACCCCCAGCGGCCGGGUUUUGUGUGCAGGCAGCGGACGGCGACUGUGCGGGGUCGACAGACACUGUCGGAAUCAACCGGAGACGGGUCGUGAGAGGAGAGCUCCACUUGGAUGCCCAGUCACCGUGUUUGUCAAAGGCUUCACAAUGAACCGGAACAAGCGUGAAAAGGAGUACUACAGUAUAGAUGUGGGUGAUUCGACUUUCAUGGUCUUAAAGCGCUACCAGAACCUCAGACCCAUCGGAUCCGGAGCACAGGGGAUUGUCUGUUCAGCAUAUGACCACAACUUGGAGAGGAACGUUGCCAUCAAGAAGCUGAGCCGGCCCUUUCAGAACCAAACCCACGCGAAGCGGGCCUACAGAGAACUGGUGCUCAUGAAAUGUGUCAACCACAAGAACAUAAUCGGCUUAUUAAACGUAUUCACACCACAGAAGACACUGGAAGAAUUCCAAGAUGUGUAUCUUGUGAUGGAGCUGAUGGACGCCAACCUCUGCCAGGUGAUUCAGAUGGAGCUGGACCACGAGAGGCUGUCCUACCUGCUCUACCAGAUGCUGUGCGGGAUCAAACACUUGCACGCCGCAGGCAUCAUACACAGGGACCUGAAGCCCAGUAACAUCGUGGUGAAGUCUGACUGCACUCUAAAGAUCCUGGACUUUGGCCUGGCCAGGACGGCCGCUACUGGCCUCCUCAUGACGCCCUACGUGGUCACCCGCUACUACCGUGCUCCUGAAGUCAUCCUGGGCAUGGGUUACCAGGCCAAUGUGGAUAUUUGGGCUGUGGGCUGCAUUAUGGCAGAAAUGGUUCGCCACAAAAUCCUUUUUCCAGGAAGGGAUUAUAUUGACCAGUGGAAUAAGGUCAUCGAGCAGCUGGGGACGCCAGCUCAAGAGUUCCUGAUGAAACUCAACCAGUCGGUGAGGACGUACGUGGAGAACCGGCCACGGUACGCCGGCUACAGCUUCGAGAAGCUUUUCCCCAAUGUCCUGUUUCCCGCCGACUCAGAACACAACAAACUAAAAGCGAGCCAAGCCCGGGACCUUCUCUCCAAGAUGCUGGUGAUCGACGCGUCGAAGCGGAUCUCAGUGGACGAGGCGCUCCAGCACCCGUACAUCAACGUGUGGUACGACCCGACCGAAGUGGAGGCGCCACCGCCAGCGAUCACGGAUAAGCAGCUGGACGAGAGGGAGCACACAGUGGACGAGUGGAAAGAGUUGAUAUACAAAGAAGUGUUGGACUGGGAGGAAAGGACAAAGAACGGCAUCAUCAGGGGACAGCCAGCGUCCAUAGGUGCAGCAGUGAGCGGAAGCCCCCACCAGCACCACCCCUCUUCCUCCUCAUCAUCCUCCUCCGCCCUCCACAACGACAGCUCCUCCAAGUCUGCUGACCCGACCCUGACCGACGCCGACCGCAGCCAGGAGAUGGCCAGCGCCGUAACCAUCACCACCGCCGCCGCUGCUACGGCCACGCCCCCCCCCACCCCGGGCUGCUGCAGAUGACUAUCAUCUACACCCCCCUCCCCCUGGUCCUGGCCCCGCCCCCCUCCCCUGCAUCCAAAUCCUCCCACCUCCUCUCUGUGCUCGUCUUCAAUAGUGUAGUGAUUAGCCAGCUAGCUGUUUGAGAAAUAUUUCUGAAAGGACAGAUCAUUUUUCCUUUCUUUAUUUUUUUUUAAAUGACAGUUAUAGUCCUUUAUUUUUAAAUUAGUAUUUUUUUGUUUUACUUUUUUUUGUCCUAGCUGUAAUUUAUUGUGGCAUUUCUUAAUUUUUUCAGAAACCUAAGAUGAUGAUAAGAGAAUUUUUAUGAAUUCCAUAUGUUCCGGUUUGUAUGAACCGACAGUGAGAAUUUAAAGAAAUAUCUGUAAAACGUGUAAUGUGAUCUAUUUUUCUGUUGAAAAUCUUUUGUUUUCACUUGCUUUUACAACUUGCCAUAUCAAUGUAGACAGAGUUUGUACAGAUUUUAUGGUAGAUGUAGUUAUCUCUUCAAUAUGAGUUUGCAGUGAGCCAUUGAAACAUAAUUUUAUUGACAAAUGUAUGGUUUUAGUACCCCCCCUUACCUUUUUUAUUUCACAUAUGGAAAUUGUUUUUAAAUGCAUAUGACACAUGCAUUCAUGUGACUGACUGAGGUCGCUUAGAUUUAUUUGUAAUUUUUUCGUUUCUUGUGAGUCACUACUACAGCCUACAUUGUCAAUUUCAACCUAAUGAUAUAUAUAUAUAUAUAUAUUUUAAUUUUCUCAUUCUUCACUUUCUGUUCAGUCCAAAUUUGAAAAAUACUGAGCUUUUCUUUCAGCAUUUGUUUUAAUUUUACUAUCUACACUUCAGAUACGGGAUUGAUAAUGGCACAGUGAGGUCCAGCAAGUUAACUUGGAACAUUUUGGCGUAUGUUUUAGUGCUUUAAAGUAGCUGCCCUCUUGUCUGCGAUGGGCAGCGUGACCGUUUGGAAUUGAGGUGGUGGUAUUGCUUUGGAGGACUGGUUGCACGGAGCCGCUGCACGCUCUCCUCGGGCUUGCUUUGACAAGUGAGGUGUUCAGGACUUUGGAAUGUUUUUUUGUCGUGCUUCGGGGGGGUUUUGGAGACGUAGGGUCGCGUGUUGGUUGUAAAACCGGUGGCGGUGUUGAAGUAGAACGUGCUUCGGUCAAGUAGGGAAUCGUGAUGUUGAGGAAUGCGCAUGAACGUUUUGGUAUUCCGAUGUCUCGGGAAGGAAUGGCGAUUAUGCAGCCGGUUGGAACGGUGUGAAAAAGAUGUCUGCUUCCUACUACCAGAUCCUGCUAUUAGCAAUGUACUUUUGUGAAUCUUAAAAAUUGAAAGUUUUCUUUCCUUCUAAAAGUUGGCCAAACACAUAGCGUACCAGACUUGCCUGCAAUUGUGAAUAAAAAAAAAAAAGAACCCCUAAAACUUAGCAUGUUGAACAGCAGCACAAACGAGCCGAGUAAAAAUAAAACAUUAUUCUUACCGUAUGCAAUAAUAGUGCCCUCUUUUAAGUGUCUUUGAUUAGUUUUUGAGAGGAAAAGUGCCUGUUGUCAUUCAUUCCUGAGUCGGUGGGCGGAAGUGUAUUCAUCAUGUGUAGGUUUCGAUGGUGCCUGGAUAAACGGCAGUAGUGUCCAUAUCAAACCGAUAAUUAAUGUGUGACCGGGGUUGUAGUUCUCACAAAUGUAUUGUAUAUUUUUCUACUUGUUUUGCUUUUGACCCUUGGGAGGGAGAAAGUGACGACGUGUGCGGCGAGACGCUCGAGCGCGCGUUGCAGUCAUUUCAGAAGACAGGGCAGUUUUAUCAAGGUCUUUCAUCAAAGUAAAAAAAAAAGAGCUGUUUCUUUGCAGCGGCAGCAACUGAAAUCAAGAUUAAUAACGUUAUUUUUUUGUGUGGCUUUUUUCUUUGGAUUUCUAAUUCAAUGUGGUGAUUUGUAAGAAAGAACAAUGAACGGAAAAGUUUAGUUUGAAAUUUACCACGGGAGCCAAUUAACUAAGUGAACUCUAUUGUACUGUCAGUAUUUUGUGGACCACUGUUUGUAACCAAUUGAUUUUUUGGAUCAGUCCGAACUACCAAUAUUAGCUUCGUUCUACCCGAGUAGUUUGACGACCGUCGGAAGAUCGUGAACAUUGUGGCCAUGAUUGAACUAAAUCCCAUUUAACCGACGAGGAGUUAAAACCUAGGGAGUCACGUCUCUAGUUCAACAACGACGGCAGUGGAUAACCCCGUAACGUAUCCAUUUGUAAUAUGAGCACAGUUUGUCAAAAAAUUAGUUAAAGAGAAUCCACCAGAAUAAAACAAACACUUUGUUCUAUAAAGUGCUCUUGAUUGUUUUUUUAGCCCGACAUUAGGGCGCUUUAAUUUGAGUGUUUUAUUUGUUCGUCUUCCUUCUCGGGUUGUUGUUGCUUCCUUUCUUUUUUUUCUCCCCCCCCCCCCCCCCCCCCCCCCCCGUCUUUUAUAAUUAUUGCAUCUCUCCAAACGAUGUCAUCCUGAUUCGAGUCGGCUUUGAUGAACUACCUCACACUGAAUUUCCGCCAGUUCUCGCAUAUGCUCGGUCGCCUUGCGGGGAUUAGCUGUCGCAGACGUGUGAAUUGCAGAUUCCAUUAUUUAUUUAUUUUGAAAGUGUACUGUUUGUGGGUUUCAGCAGACUUCUACUUUUGUACAUCAUGUAUACUUCACCUAGAAGUAAGAGAAUUGUUAUGUGAUUUGUUUUCUCUUUUUUUUCCUUUUCUUUUUUGGGUUUCUUUUCCGUUUUUUAAACUAAAUGUGCAAUGCCUUCAGCGAAACCGUGCUAGUAGUGUGUGAUGGGCCUAGCCUUUGUUAGCUGUCUCCUGAAGGUAAAGAAAAUGUUUGGUACUUGUCAAUCCAUGUUUUCCUUUUUUUGUUGUUGUUGUUUUUUUUUUUAUGAAUAAGAUCAAUUUUUAUUUCUGUGACUCGUUUACAGUCACACUAUUACGUAAUCGGUCUCACCCGCCGAACAAAUCUGCGAACCAGGGUUUGACUCCGGGGGACGGGAGGGUUCUCGGAGUCUCAACGUGGCCGACAGAUUUUCGAUUCGGGAUGCGGGAAAAGACAAUAAUGUUAUUGAACUCGCGCGCGCACACAAAAACAAAAAAAGACGAGUAAAUACCUACAAGAAAUCCUUAUACGUAUGGUGCUGGUUUGUAAUGUUUGCUAGUGAAUCCAGCCAUGCAAGUAGUUUUAAGAAUUCCUGGAUCUGCGCGUCCCAGAAAAGCCGCAACCCGACGAAGAAGUGCACUACUAGAAUACACGCACUGGGAUCUGACGAUGCCACCUCUUUAAAAAAAUUAAAAAGGUUAAAAAAAAAACGUACUGCAAAUAAAAAGAAACACACUUUGGUGAA
This is a messenger RNA of Scophthalmus maximus (turbot), 5091 nucleotides long. It is a transcript of the gene mapk8b, whose product is annotated as mitogen-activated protein kinase 8b. Lineage: Eukaryota; Metazoa; Chordata; Actinopteri; Pleuronectiformes; Scophthalmidae. Gene Ontology annotation, cellular component: cytoplasm; nucleus. Gene Ontology annotation, biological process: protein phosphorylation; JNK cascade. The record is from RefSeq and is a predicted model, not a curated record. Gene Ontology annotation, molecular function: JUN kinase activity; ATP binding.